This is a messenger RNA of Linum trigynum, 7455 nucleotides long. The record is from the annotation of a GenBank genome assembly. NCBI's taxonomy places the organism in Eukaryota, Viridiplantae, Streptophyta, Magnoliopsida, Malpighiales, Linaceae.
CCUAUCUCCCCUGCACACGAUCCACACCCAAUCGAACCUAUCCCGUCAAUACCGAAAUUGGAAGAAAACGGAAAAUUGGAAACAGGAAAGAAACAGUGUUGCCUUUCUCUCUCUCUCCACCUCUGUCUCUCUGCGUUUGCGUUGUGUCUGCUUGUGAUCAUCAUCAGCGAGAGCACCUCACUUCGCGGAUCGGAUCUACGGGUAUCAAUGGUUGACACAGGUUAGGUCUCCAUUUCCGGACUCCGACGACUCGUUCGUGCCGCUUGGGGAGAAAUAAUCGCUACCCUGGAAAACAAAUGAUUUUCCCUCUUUUCUCCUGUGCACAUUCUCUUUCUCUCUCCUUCUCUCCAUCCUCUCGCUAAUUGCGACUGUCCUUUAGGGUUCUCGCAUUCCUCCGUUGUUUCCUUCGGGAAUUUGACAUGAAGUUAUGUGCGGAGGUGGUGGUGGCAUUUCGCUGGACUCUGUGCUAGAUUUCGUCGAGUUCCUUGGGACGUCAGAGUCACGCAGUCGUCUCAGCUGGCUAAAUGGCGGCCUCCCCGGUGAAGUUCCUGUUCGGGUUCCUCAUUGCUUGCAUCACAUUGUGGCUGUUCUUCAUGUAAGUGCCUGAACUCUCAUCCUUUAUGCCUUUGACCCCAGAAUUUCGUUUUUCCUUUGAUCGAUAAUGGGAGGUGGAGCGGUGGUUCCUGACUUUCCCUCGUUUCUGUUCUUUGCUUGGAAUUCACUUUACUUUGAAAAAUGAAGUAAUACAUCGAACUCAUUGUAGCCUCCAGUUUUUAUGUUUAGACAAAUUGUGGGUUUGGCACCAAUUGUAUCUCAUGGUUCAAUGUCAUUGAAAUGGAAUAAGGUUACGUAGGUGGAGGAGCUAUGGUAUGUUGGUGGUUCUUGCUUCAUGGUAAUGAUGGUGGUGGUUUGUUAUGGGUGUGACAGUGAUCACCAUGUGGAGUGGCCUAAUCCAUAGAAAGUAGCGUGAUAACCUUAUUGUCUGUUGAAUGCACUUAAUCUUUCAAGCAACGGUGGUGUAAUCAGUUUGUUACAUUGGUCUUAGACCUUUAAUUUGUUGUCUUGCUUUACAGACUUCGUGGCUAUUUCGAACAAUAUCUUCCUACAUUUAAAUUUCAAAGUACCUCUUCACCAUCAUUAGUGUAAUGUAGUUACUUGCCCUAUUAUAUGCCGAUGCGGAGGCGAUGAUACUUCAACUGCUAUGUCAUUUGUGAUGAAGUUUCUAUCAUUUACCUGCAUACUAUAUGAAUGGUUUCGGAAAUGAUUAUGAAGUUCCCUUCUUGACUGUGAAAUAUGCCCAUCUUUACCAGAUUUGCCUCUAGGUUGGUGGCUUGGAUUUUAAGCCGCGUUGUUGGAGCAUCAGUUGGAUUUCGGGUUGGUGGAUGGAAGUGUUUAAGAGAUGUUGUAGUGAAGUUCAAAAAGGUUUGUCUUCACUUACUUGUAUUUUCAAAUUUGGGAUAAGAAAACUCUACCCCCAUACUAUAAGAGUGAAGGCCUAUGAGGCAUAAUGUGGUUCUGCUGGUCGGAAAAAUCUUUCUUCAAACUGACUUGCUAUUGUGGCCAGCUGAACCUGUAGUAAUGGCAAUACUCUCUGACAAAGAGAUGCUAAUGCAUUUUGAUCUCUGGCAUCCUGGCGAGUUUGAUAGGAUAUAUGAUACAUCCUUCAUGUGGUGCUUAACUAGCGUUCCAAUUAGUCAGUAGAAUGCUCUAUGAAAUACGAUAUGAACAUGUGCGCGCGAAAACACUGACACACACACUAAUGCACUUUGCAAUUCGCUUAGUAACUUAGGAAUCAUAUAUCCUUUUCUGCAUAUAAUUGCCCUGGAGAAGUUUUACUUGUUUUCCACCAUCGUGGGACCCUGCCAUUUAUGUUAUGACUUCGACUGUUUUCAGGGUUCAGUUGAAUCUGUAUCAGUUGGUGAAAUUAGAGUCAGCAUACGUCAAUCAUUGGUCAAACUUGGUGUUGCUUUCAUAUCGAAGGACCCUAAGUUGCAAUUGCUGAUAAGUGACCUGGAAAUUGUUUUGAGGCCAUCUAUCAAGGGCACCAGUAAGAAAACUAGAACUCGCAGUGGAAGAUCACAGAAAAAUCCAGGAAGGGGAAAGUGGAUGGUCUUAGCUAAUGUAGCCAAAUUUCUGUCAGUCUCUGUUACCGAUUUGGUUGUGAAGGUAUGUGAUGUUCAUCACUAGAAUAUGUUCUGCUAGUAGUGUUUAUUUAAUGUGUAUGUUUGGUUGUAGGGAAACAGGUUCGUGGUAAUAUAUGAUGCUGCAUUUAUUGUAACGUGAUGUUUAUUUUAUAUUUUUGGUGACGUUUUUUAUGCUGAAAGGUGACUGGGAUGGUUGAUGAUGAGACAUUCUGAAAUAUUAAAACCUAGAAGGCUUCCCUUUCUUUGUUUUGAAUGCAAAUUAGUGGGGAGACUGUUUGAUGACUGUAAAAGGGGUUUCUGCAAAUAUAAGAGCUAUAGGGGUGAAUAGGUGUGCUCGGUAGGAUGACACUCUUUUCCUUUUCCAGUAAUAUAGUAUGCAAGGUUAUUGAGUUCAUAGGCUUUUAUCGUUUCUGGUGGCUAAAAAAGUUAGUGAAGAAGCUGUACUUUGGCUCAGUUCCGAGAUUAAUGACUAGCUAGAAGUUUACCUUCCCAUCUCUGUCUCUCUCUGUCAUGGAGUGAAGGAAUAGGAAGGUCUUCUGGGAAUCGGAUUUGUGUGUUUAGCAAAAUGGAUGAACUGUGCAAUGCUAUUGACUGUGAAGUAUUUGCUUACAGGCCAAAGUUUAUCAGAGGUGAUUCACAUUUUAAAUAUUGUUUGCAUUUGCUGGAAUUUAUCAUGUUGCUGUCAUUGACGGCUGUCAUUGACAGGUUGUUAUAGUCUAAAGGCAGAAUGGAUGCAUAUAAAAUCUGCGCAACCUUUAGUGACACAGAAUUCUUUUUUCUCCGGAAGGAGAUGACUUGAAUAUAUGCAUCAUUGCGUUUCUUGUAUUUUAUUGGAUUGUUGAGUUACAGGCAUGUUAUUGUAAAUGAUUAGGAGGGCUGUAUAUCCAAAUAUAUGCCAAAGGGAUAUAAACCACGGAUAAUGAAGGUUAAAUUGAAGGAAUUUACAGCUUGUAUAGCCCUGCAUGUUGCAUUUAGAGGGAAUAUGGUUCUCUGUCUGUUGGGUGUGUUGGUUUGAAACUUCAGAAUUUGAAGUUUUGAUAUAAAAAAGAUGAAUGUUUGUCAAAACCUAUUACUUAAUAACUGAGUUGCAGAUGUUGGAUGUGCGAUAUAUUUACUGUUGCCUGCCACAAUCACUUGAAUUUCAGUCUAUUGUCAUCCAAAUAAUGAUGACAUUGCAGAAACCAUUUGCAUGAAGCUUGGUGCUGUUACUUGUUGUCUUAUUUUUCAUAUCCCCUUGGUUAUGUAGUCAUGUCAAAGAUGUUUCACUGGGUAAUAGUAGUUGACUCUCAAAAUCUUGCAGACACCCAAAGCUACAGUUGAAGUUAAGGACCUGCGAUUGGGUAUAUCCAAAGAUGGUGGUUCUAGUCCUAAUCUGUUCAUUAAGCUACACAUAUUACCUAUUUUCGUCCACAUGGGUGAACCACGAUCGAGUUGUGACCAACCAGCGAACUCUAACAAUAGAGAGUCUACUUCGGGCGAAUUGUCAUUUGGUUCAAUGGAGAGGUCUUCGGCUCCUUUUAGCUGUGAUGAGUUUUUCCUCUCAGUGGAAUUUGGUCAUGAUAGGUAAUUGCUGUUUCAUUUGUUAUGCUCUCUGUUUUCCUUUCUUAAUCUUCCGUUUAGGAGAUAGGCCUGCUAAGUGAUACUGUGUUGAGGAAGGCUUAAAAUAAAUUAGUUGCUGUUAUUACUUGCAUCUAAGUCUUUCUCACCAAGAGCUUUUAGAUAUUUGCAUUCCAUACAUAAGUUUUAAAGGGUUUCCUAAGCUCCAUGCAAGAGGAAUAAUGAUGAAGUGGUUUAUGAGUUCAAUGUGUUUACCCAAUUCUAGUUUUCACUGAGUACUACAUGGUUCUUGUUUGGGGUCGGAUCUUUGGGUGCAUUUGAGUUGGUGGAAUUUUUUUUUUUUAUACAUGGAAAAAGCUGGGGGAGUAGUAAUUUAACAGAAGCAUCACAAGCCAAUAUGUAGGCAGUAAGCAUUUUUCCAUAAUUGACACGUGGAAAAACAAUGCAAUUGUGCAGCUACCUGCAAUUAAGAAGUCAUAUGAUCAUCUUUCCUUUUUGAAUGAAAAACAUAUAAUGAACCCGAUUACUGGACCAUUGGACUGCUUAAUUGUUCUUAAUGUAUCUUUUCUCUGUUGCUUAUGGGAUCUCACAUUUUUGUAUCCUGACACUUUUGAGAUCUUAUUACGUGCUCGGGUUUUUUAUUGAUUAAAAUUUUCUGACUACCUGUUUGCGUAUGUAGGGAGAAGGGUAUAGUUAUCCAAAAUGUGGACAUUCGUAGUGGAGAGGUUAGCGUGAACCUGAAUGAGGAGCUGCUCUCAAAAAAGAAGAGUUCUUCAAGUUCAAAUGCGGCCAAAGAUAAAGGUCCAGUCCCUGACUCUGUAGUGACUAAAGAUCCGGAGAAAAAGAAUUCUGCAGUUGUGGCAGUGUCUAAGUACACUUCCAUGAUUCCAGAUAAGGUCAGUGGUUAAUGCAAUUAUGACAAUGCCUUGUUUACAGUUCACCAUUCCAUAAGAGUGGUCUAGCUUUUUCUAAUUCUUGCAUUCGUUACUUAACAGCUCUCCAUUUCGAAGGAAACUUCUUGAUGGAAUUCCUUCUGUUUUACUUUCUUGGCCUUCGUGUGGAUGUGCAUAAGAAUGAUACCUAAAGUUUAUGUAUGAGCCUUGGAGAUAGAUUUCUGCAUCUGUUAUGUGCUAGAAGGUCGAUGCUUUUCCUAGCAUGAAUCUUGUUGCUAAAAAAUUUAACUAUCACCUGUGCAUAUGUCUCUGCUUGAUAGAUAUGCUUCACGCUGCCGAAACUGGAUGUAAGGUUUCUGCAUCAAGAGCAUAAUCUUCUUCUGAAGAAUAACAUAAUGGGCUUCAAAUUCAAAUGCUUGAAAUCACCAUCUACUGAGGACGUUGAGAGCACGCGCCUUGAUAUUCAGAUGGAUUUCUCUGAGAUGCAUGUACGUAACGAAGUAGUGAGGCUUUUUGUUACUACUACUUCUUGCUUCUUUCAUUGUGGUUUUUCUCAUUCUGGUGAUAGUUUCUCAUGUUUGUUUUCAGCUGCUGAGGGAGGCUGGGUGUUCUGUAGUGGAAAUACUGAAAGUUGAUCUGGUUACAUUUAUUUAUGUGCCAAAAGAGGUAAGGUCAUCUGAAGUGUGGCAUAUUAUUUUCUCGAUGUUGGCUACCCCGAUGCUGUUUAAUACUAUCUGUUGCUCGUGUUUUUGUUAUUCCUGUGUCAAUAGUGUGGGUUCUCUGUGAUGUUGUUUAGUUCACCUUCUGAUAUUCAGAUAUGGCACAUAUCUCGGAUGCAGCUAACUCCUCAAUGAUGUGGUUGACAACUUAGAACAUGUAUUUUAAUCGUUUGUGCGCCUGUUGCAAAUCCUCGUCUUUUGAGUUUUGUGUACAUAUAAUAUUCUAAUUUUAGACAUGGGUGCUUGACAUCUCCCCAGUUAGAAUGAAUUCGUCGAUUUUGAUAGGGAAAAGUGGGCAAUGUUUAUCUUGCUUAAGAUGUACACCUGCACUAUAUUUUCUUUGUCAAAAUUACAUUAAACAUAUCUUAACAAUUUAUUGAAGAUAUUGUCAUUUGCAAAAUACUCAAUCUCCACACUCUCCUAUAUGGUGAAGGUAACAUUUUCCCAUAAUGUGUAUCCCACGUAUGACAAUUUUUAUAUUGAUCACACACCCACGAAUUUGUCCACGUAAACAUUCAUAAUUACUUUUAAUAUAUUGUUAUAACUGCGAUAUUAUGCUUGACGCUGGAUGGUUCUAUUUGUGGUUCUUUCCAUAUACAUAUGUGGUUUCCAAGCUUAUGGUCCUAUGGCUCUGUGCUUAUUGUUCCAGUCUCAUAAUUCUGCUAAUUCUCAUCACUCAUUAUUUUUUAAGUAAUCAUCUUCUUUUUCUGGAUGUUUUAUCUACUUGGUCUAUUUAUUAUGCAUUUCUAUUUUACAGUUCGAGUUUCCAAGCAUUUCAUACUUCUCCUGUUUUGCUUCUAAAUUUGCAGCCCAACUCUCCAAUUCGAGCCGAAAUUGAUGUUAAGCUGGGAGGUACUCAAUGCAACAUCAUAGCAAGCAGGUUAAAACCAUGGUUACAUCUCCAAAACUCAAAAAAGAAAAAGUUGGUGCUUCGAGAAGAGGUGCCUUCUCCUCCAAAGCCACAAUCAACUGAAUCCAAAGCAAUUAUGUGGACUUGCACAGUUUCAGCCCCUGAGAUGACUCUUCUUCUUUACAGUGUCAAUGAUUUACCUCUGUAUCAUGUAAGUCCUAUGCUUCUUAUGUCAACAUAAUCUAUCUUUACUUAUGGGUUUAUAAUGGUCGAGCAGUUACUGCUGUGCUUAUUCCUUUGCUACUUGAUCCAUGUGUUCUUGCAUUAUUUUCAUAAUGAAAAAAAGGUUUCUCCUUUUAGCACUUUAUGUGCACAUCAACCUGCCUGGAGCUAAGAUUGUACUAGCAUAUAAUUCUUGCAUCCAAUUCCUUCAUAUAAACUGUUGUAUUGAAGGUCUGGAUGGUAUUAGCUAAUGUUUUCUUUCUGUCUAGGGAUGUGCACAAUCAUCACAUGUUUUUGCAAAUAACAUAUCGGACAUGGGAACUACCGUGCACAUGGAACUCGGCGAACUCAAUUUGCACAUGGCAGAUGAAUAUCAAGAAUGCUUGAAAGAGAGCCCAUUUAUUGUGGAAUCAAAUUCAGGUGCAUUAUUGCAUGUACCAAAGGUCAUUCUGGACUGGGGCAAAAAGGAGACUGAACCGUCCGAAGAAGAUGGCAGUAAAUGUAAAUUAGUUCUUUCUAUUGAUGUCACUGGUAUGGGCAUUCAUUUGAACUUCAAGCGCUUAGAAUCACUUGUUGUUACUGCUGUCUCCUUUCAAGCUCUUGCCAAAAGUCUCUCUCCUGGUAAAAGAACAACACAGAGUCGAGGUGGAAGGCCAUCUAAGUCCUCCGGAAAAGGGGCUCAAAUUCUCAAAUUCAAUCUUGAAAGGUGUUCUGUGAAUAUAUCUGGUAAUUCAGGCUUGGAAAACACAGUUGUCGCUGAUCCCAAGCGUGUCAAUUAUGGAUCACAAGGCGGGAAAUUAAUAAUUACCAACUCUGCCGAUGGCACACCACGGACAGCGGAGGUGAUAUCCACAGUUUAUGGUGACCACAAGAAGGUGGAUUACUCUGUCUCCCUUGACAUCAUCCAUUUCAGUGUCUGUGUGAAUAAGGGAAAGCAAUCUACCGAGGUGGAAAUUGAAAGGGCAAGAUCAACAUAUGAGGAACAGUUGGAGGAGCACAAGAUUGAUUCAAAAGUUACAUUGUUUGAUAUACAGAAAGCUAAAUAUGUGAGACGAGCUGGUGGUCUUAAA